Molecule: messenger RNA, 3686 nt
Organism: Beta vulgaris subsp. vulgaris (sugar beet)
Lineage: Eukaryota; Viridiplantae; Streptophyta; Magnoliopsida; Caryophyllales; Amaranthaceae
Product: cell division cycle 5-like protein
Exons: 4
Coding region: 318-3293 (991 amino acids)
Biological process (GO): mRNA splicing, via spliceosome
Cellular component (GO): Prp19 complex; spliceosomal complex
Source: RefSeq, a predicted model, not a curated record
AGUGGGGAAGAGAAAAAGAAAAAAUACGAAAAAACUACCAAGUGCAAAACUUUACCAUCGUAAUCUAUCUUUGCUCCUCUAUUAAUCCCUCUUCACCUUUCUCUCUCCUCUUAUCCCGCCAUUGCCGUCAAUUUUUGAGCUCAUAAACCCUAAAAUUCAACAUCAUCACACUCUAAACUCCUAUUUCCAUUCUUCCGUAGUGUAGGACAGAGAGAGAUUCAUCCUUUUUUUUGUUUAAAAUUCUAACUUCCCUAAUUCGAAGCGAAAACCCUAAAAAAUCAUUUUGAUUGUGGUUCGAUUAAUAAAACAAAUUCAAGAUGAGGAUUAUGAUUAAAGGAGGUGUUUGGAAGAACACCGAAGAUGAAAUUCUUAAAGCUGCUGUUAUGAAAUAUGGUAAAAAUCAAUGGGCUCGUAUUUCUUCUCUCCUUGUUCGUAAAUCUGCCAAACAGUGUAAAGCUCGAUGGUAUGAGUGGCUUGACCCUUCCAUUAAGAAGACAGAGUGGACCAGAGAAGAAGAUGAGAAACUACUUCAUCUUGCAAAGCUUAUGCCAACUCAGUGGAGGACUAUAGCACCUAUUGUUGGUCGUACGCCAUCUCAGUGUCUUGAGCGCUAUGAGAAACUUCUUGAUGCAGCUUGUACCAAGGAGGAGAAUUAUGAACCUGGAGAUGACCCACGUAAAUUACGUCCAGGAGAAAUUGAUCCCAAUCCAGAGUCUAAGCCUGCACGACCAGACCCUGUUGAUAUGGAUGAAGAUGAGAAAGAAAUGCUCUCUGAAGCACGAGCUCGGUUAGCUAACACAAGGGGUAAAAAGGCUAAAAGAAAAGCUAGAGAAAAGCAGCUUGAAGAGGCAAGGAGGCUUGCUUCUUUGCAGAAGAGAAGAGAACUCAAGGCAGCCGGUAUAGAUGUCAGGCAAAGGAAGAGGAAGAGGAAAGGAAUAGAUUAUAAUGCUGAAAUCCCAUUUGAGAAAAGGCCUCCUUCAGGGUUCUAUGAUGUUGCUGAAGAAGAUAGACCUGUAGAGCAGCCGAAAUUUCCCACAACAAUUGAGGAACUUGAAGGAGAGAGAAGGGCGGAUAGGGAAGCUCGAUUAAGGAAACAAGACAUUGCGAAGAAUAAGAUUGCCCAGAGGCAAGAUGCUCCUGCAGCAAUAGUGCAAGCCAACAAGCUUAAUGAUCCCGAAACAGUCAGAAAGAGGUCGAAGUUGAUGCUUCCUCCUCCACAGAUUUCUGACCAGGAGUUAGAGGAGAUUGCAAGAAUGGGCUAUGCUAGUGAUCUUUUGGUCGGAAAUCAAGAACUUGCUGAAGGAAGUGGUGCAACCCAUGCUCUUCUUGCAAAUUAUUCUCAGACACCUCGACAAGGGAUGACACCAAUGCGUACUCCCCAAAGAACCCCUGCUGGGAAGGGUGAUGCUAUUAUGAUGGAAGCUGAAAAUUUGGCUAGACUGAGGGAAUCUCAAACACCAUUGCUUGGAGGAGACAACCCAGAGUUGCAUCCUUCAGAUUUUUCAGGAGUGACUCCAAAGAAAAGGGAUGUUCAAACUCCUAAUCCGAUGCUUACUCCUUUGACAACUCCUGGAGCAACAGGUCUUACUCCAAGGAUUGGUAUGACUCCCUCCAGGGAUGGUAAUUCUUUUGGUAUGACACCCAAAGGAACUCCUAUCAGGGAUGAGCUUCACAUAAAUGAAGAAAUGGAUAUGCAUGAUAGUGCAAAACUUGAACUUCGGAGACAAGCUGAACUGAAAAGAAACCUACGUAUGGGUUUAAGCGGUCUUCCAGAGCCCAAGAAUGAGUAUGAAGUAGUUGUUCAUCCAGAACCUGAGGAUACUGAAGAACCAGAGGAAAAGAUUGAAGAGGACAUGUCUGAUAGGAUAGCUCGUGAGAAGGCUGAGGAAGAAGCAAGGUAUCAGGCAUUACUCAGAAAGAGAUCAAAAGUACUGCAAAGGGAGCUUCCUCGUCCUCCAGCUGCUUCUGUUGAGCUCAUUAGGCGUUCAUUGAUGAGAGCUGAUGAAGAUAAGAGUUCAUUUGCCCCUCCUACAGACAUUGAGCAAGCAGAUGAGUUGGUGAGAAAAGAGUUGCUGAGCUUGCUGGAGCAUGAUAAUGCCAAGUAUCCACUUAAUGAUAAAGAGCAAAAGAAGGGAGCCAAACGUAGUGCUAAUGUAGUACCUGUGAUUGAGGAUUUUGAACAAGAAGAGCUGAAAGAGGCUGGUUCUUUCAUCGAGGAGGAGGCUCAGUAUCUACGUGUAGCAAUGGGACAUCAGGAGGAGACUCUUGAUGAUUUUGUUGAGGCACACACGACUUGCUUAAAUGAUUUGAUGUACUUUCCUACUCGUAGUGCUUAUGGUCUCUCCAGUGUAGCUGGAACUGUAGAGAAACUUGCUGCCCUACAAAAUGAAUUUGACAAUGUUAAAAGGAGGAUGGAUGAUGAUAACAAAAAGGCACAACGGCUUGAGAAGAAGAUCGAUGUUCUUACACAUGGUUACAAGAUGCGGGCUGAUAAAUUGAAAACCCAAAUCGAGCUCACUUUCAAGCAGAUGAACACUGCGGGGACUGAAUUAGACUGCUUUCUAGCUUUGCAGAGACAGGAAAAAUUGGCAGCUUCGUUCAGGAUCAAGGGUCUCUGGGAAGAAGUCCAGAAGCAAAAAGAGCUUGAGAAAACUUUGCAGAAACGUUAUGGAGAUCUUGUUGCGGAAUUAGAGAGGGCUCAGCAGCUCGUGAAUUUCUACAAAAUAGAGGCUCAAAAGCAGGAAGAAAUGGAUGCAAAGAAACACGCAGAAGAGUUGGCUGAAAAAGCCGCAGCUAAUCAGGCUUCUACACGAGGCUCUGAAGCUCCCGAACCUGAGAGCACCAUGGAAAUAGAUUCCUCUGAUGAUGCUAAACCUAAUCAGGAUGGGGAAGUUGCUGAAGCAGUCAGUGGAGCUAGUUUAGAAAAUGGCAUGCAUGUAGAUGGUGAUGUGACAUCAAUUACGGACACACAAAGUGCGUCACUAGCUUCUGAUGAGGUUCAUCAGCAAGAUUCUUCCAAUGAUUUUAAAGCUGUUAAGGAGCAGAAUAUGGACACCACUAAAAUUCCGGAUGGUGUUUCGGAGAAUAUGGGUAAUGCAGUUGAAGAGGCUGUUGAAAGUAAUGGUUUUGCCGUUGGAGAGCCGGUUUCUAUCAGCAAAGUGGAAACCCAAAGAGUAGAUGGGGAUCUUGGCAGCCAGAUCAACAGGGAAGAGGGGAAUGAACCUACGGUAGAGGCAGAUGCAGACAAGCCUGUAGAGAAGGUGGAAAAUGGUGCCAGUGAUGAACAAGUGUGAGACUGGUUUGCAGUUAAAUAAAGCUCAAGGUGUUUUUUACUGGCCAUUGCUAUCUGUUGAUAACCGUUGCACCUUCAAGAGGAGGUAUUAAAGAUGUGGAAGUUAUGAUUCAAUGAGCUAUUUGAAGGUUAUGGAUCGCAUUUUUGCAACUUGUUCUUUUUAGCGAAAAUUGGAUGUUCCGUCAACUUGGUCUUGGAUUCUUUGGUAUGUUUCCUGGACAUCUUCUGUUGUUAGAACACGAACUCUUGAAUACGUUGAAUGUGUAGACAUGUUCUCGUUUUUUACCUUAUCGAAUGAUAUCUGAUGAAAAAGCUAUAGAUUAUUAUGUUGGAACUUGGAUGUUAUGGGCUAUUCCUUUUGUCUCUAAAAGAUCUCCCCAUUUACCGUUUUUGA